Molecule: messenger RNA, 715 nt
Organism: Scheffersomyces stipitis CBS 6054
Lineage: Eukaryota; Fungi; Ascomycota; Pichiomycetes; Serinales; Debaryomycetaceae
Gene: RCT1
Product: Rct1p
Exons: 1
Coding region: 51-629 (192 amino acids)
Source: RefSeq, a predicted model, not a curated record
CCCAAUUGUAUACUGUUCAACUCAAUUGACUCAAUUGCUACCCUAUUAUAAUGUCUGCUAACGAUUUCUACUCUUCCGGUGAACAAGGUGAAUACAAGCCUCAACAACUGAAAAACCAGCAAGGUGGAGACGGCCAAACAGGUGACAGAGGUUUGAUUUCCACUGUCGUUGGUGGUGCUGCUGGAGGCUACGCUGGAGACAAGUUGGUUCCAAACCACCCUCACUUGGGUGCUCUUGCUGGUGUCAUUGGUGGUGCUAUUGGUGCCAACAAGCUUGAAGAUGCUUACGAGGACCACAAGCAAAACAAGGACGACGAAAACAAGCACGGUGGCAGCUCUGGUUUCGGAGGAAGAGGCGACGACAGACGCAGUGAAGGAGCUCACGGAGGCCAAGGUGGUUUCGGUGGUGAAAGACGUGGUGAAGGAGCUCACGGAGGCCAAGGUGGUUUCGGUGGUGAAAGACGUGGUGAAGGAGCUCACGGUGGCCAAGGUGGUUUCGGUGGAGAAAGCAGAAGAGAUGACUUUGGUGGUGAAAGACGUGGUGAAGGAAGACAUCAUGGUGAAGGUGAAGGUAGACACCACGGCGAAGGCAGAGGCGAAGGCAGAGGUGGCUACGGCGACAGAUACUAAGCUUUGACAGCAGUUGUCCCAAGAUACCCAUGCUUUGUUUAUUCCAUAGUUUAGUUAUCUAAAUGUAUGCUAUAUUAUGUGUGCUU